Molecule: messenger RNA, 5646 nt
Organism: Mercenaria mercenaria
Lineage: Eukaryota; Metazoa; Mollusca; Bivalvia; Venerida; Veneridae
Product: adhesion G protein-coupled receptor L4-like
Exons: 24
Coding region: 211-3414 (1067 amino acids)
Biological process (GO): cell surface receptor signaling pathway; adenylate cyclase-activating G protein-coupled receptor signaling pathway
Cellular component (GO): membrane
Molecular function (GO): G protein-coupled receptor activity
Source: RefSeq, a predicted model, not a curated record
UUUAGAUUUUCAAAUGAAGCGGAUGAAUUUGAAGAGACUAUAUCCUACUUUGAAUAAUGUUUUAGUUCUUUGUUCAAGACCGACUAUGAAAACCUAUUCAGUGAAAGAAAGUUGAAAAAUAUUUCUAAUUUCUGGAUUAUUGUAGGGAUUGUGUUGAGUAAAUUUACACAAGAUCUGUGUUAACACCCUGGUCAUACGUUUAGUGGCAAAAUGUUGAAAUACACGUGGAUUAUUGUAUGGACUUUAAUAACUAAAUUCCCAGAAGUUUCUUCGCAUUCCGGUGAAGCCAUUGAUUGUGAUCCACCAUGGGAAAAGCUGCAUCGAACAUGCGUACAAUUUGUGAAAACAAAGCCAUUUCCCACCUGGCUAGAGGCCCGCAAUGCAUGUAUAAGUAUGAACUCUGACCUCUUGAGUAUCAACGAUAGAGAAGAAAACACGAAAAUUAUCCCUCUGCUGAAACGGCAUGUGAAGAGCAUGGACACACUGAAGUGGUGGAUUGGUUUACGGCAAGUUGGAAGUUCCUGGAAAUGGGUUGAUAACGAUGAGGGCUACGCUAAAAUACCCCAGUGGGGACCAAAAGCAGGGGGUAUUGUAAACCCUUACGACAACUCAUUACAUGUGGAUCGGUGUGUGUACCUUGACUUCCAAGGGUAUCUUAUAGAUGUGGAGUGCACUGCUGAACAAAAACCUUACAUUUGUGAACAAUUCAAAAUAACCACCGAUUCCACGACAUCACAGUCGACAACAACAUCAACAACAACAACAAUGACGACGACAACGACAUCAAAAACUACAGCGACAUCAUAUCCAGUACCUACUCCACGGCCAGGUACCCCGAGCACACGACUUUCUGUUACACAAUCUACGGCAAAGCCUGCAGAAAAAUCUACAGACAAACCGACUCAGAAAACAACAAAACAACAGAAUACAAGCUUCCCAACCGACAAAUCAACUACAACAACAACUGUAAUACCAGUAACAGGAAAUUCAACGGAUGAAACGACAGGAAAACCAACGGACAUGCCAACUACUAGACUCUCAACCAGCAACUCAACAGAAACAACAACAGAGAAACUAAAAACCGGACGUCCUAUAGACAAGUCGACAAGAAAACCAACAGACAAGCCAAUAACUGGUAAACCAACUGGGAAGCCAUCGACCGGUCGACCGACUGACGCACGAGAAACUACAACGAAGAAACCAAAGGAAGAAAAGGACGAGUUCUUGGGCUGCUUUGCUGUCAAUCAUGAAAGCACGUGUCCUCCAGUGGAAGCAUUCGGAAUAUCUUGGCCUCGCGGGGCACCUGGUAAACCGGUCAAAGUUCCUUGUGACAAAGGUCAUGCAAAGUGGCAUUGUGACAAGAAUCCAACAUGUUGGAGAGAUGAACCAGAUGUUAGCCAGUGUACAUCAGAAAGUAUACAAGAACUCACACACCAGAUGGAGGUUUUCCUAUCAGACACCAGUAAUUCUGAAAAAGCGGUAGAAUUUACCGAGAAUCUAGCUGCUUCUGUCCAGUCAGAGACUGUGAUGUCCGAACAAGAUAUAUUCCAGUCAACGAAACUGAUGAACGCCGCAUCAAAUGCCAAGCCAAAGAAUUCUAGUGAAGCAAAGAACAUUAUCAAGAAUGUUGCCAAGUGUGGAAGUCUCCUCGUCGGAAAAGAUCAGAAGAAUACAUGGUCAAGUAUGAACAAAGAAAGUCAGCGAACAGUCGCCUCUUCUCUGCUAACGUCAAUGGAAUCUGUCACCAACGUAAUGCUACAAAGCUUUGAAGAACCAACAGUGGAGAAAAUCGUAGAGGAAAAUAUGGCGAUCGAGUUACAAGUGAUCGAUGUAAACAAAGAUGGACCCGACGGCGAUGACGCCAUGUUUCAAGAUGAGACUAAUAGUUUUGCAAUACCACAAGAAAACCUAAAACGCUUCAGCACAGGUGGCUUGGCAAGGCUAGUUUUUAUUAACUACAACACCGUUGGAGAACUGCUGGUUCCGGAAGAUGGUGAAGCAAACGACAGUUUCGAACGCAAAAUGAUCAGUCAGGUGAUCAGCGCUUCUCUAAAUGAGAAACCAAUAGAAGAGCCGCUUAUCAAACCUGUGGUUUUCACAAUGAAGACCGAAGAUAGAGCGAAAAAUCAGGAAUGGAAACAGUUGUGCUCAUUUUGGAAUUUUAGUCUAGGCUACACCGGAGCAUGGUCCCAGAAAGGUUGUUCGUUGAAAAAAUACAAUGAAUCACACACUACAUGUCAGUGUAACCAUCUCACAAACUUUGCAAUUCUUAUGGACAUUCAUAGCACAAAGUUGAUGCCGAUUCACGCAACUACCCUGUCCUACAUUACAUACGUCGGUAUUAUAAUCUCCAUCAUCUGUCUUUUUCUGUCCUGGAUCACAUUUAUAUGUCUCAGUUUAAGAUGUAUGCGUGGCUCACGCGGUAGUCAUGGAAACGGUGAAGCGAAUGAGUAUUACGGAACCAGUGGCAGUUACAGUGGGUCGGCCGCUGGCUCACGUUCUGCUCAAGGAGAGAGAAAUUCCAUACACAAGAAUCUUGUGUUCUGUCUGUUUAUAGCUGAAGUAUUGUUUCUGGCGGGAAUAGAAAGAACAGAUAAUAAGAUUGCCUGUUCGAUCAUCGCAGGAUUUCUGCAUUACUUCUUUCUCUCGAGUUUUACAUGGAUGUUUGUUGAAGGCAUCCACAUACUGUUCAUGCUUGUACAAGUCUUUGAUGCAGCAAAAUCCAGACUUAGAUAUUACUAUAUUAUUGGAUAUGGUGUUCCAUUAAUAACUGUUGGUGUUUCUGCUUUGAUAUAUUAUGACGGUUACGGAACAGAGAGAUACUGUUGGUUGACAACAGACAGGAUGUUUAUAUGGAGUUUUGCCGGUCCUGUUGCAUUCAUUCUGUUGGUCAAUCUCAUCGUUCUUAUGUACGCAAUGUCAGCUGUGUGCAAACAUUCAGAAUAUGUGUUCACAAAGGAGAAGACUUCAGUUGGUAACAUAAAGUUGUUGGCCUUGCCAGCGUUUGCACAGCAAACGCAGCAGCGUAUGAGGAAACACCAGGCAUGGGUACAGGGGGCGCUGGCACUGGAAGUCCUACUUGGGCUCACAUGGGUGUUCGGGUAUUUCUACAUCAGUGAAGAAGCGAUUCCCAUGGCGUACCUCUUUACAAUAUUCAACAGCCUUCAAGGCCUUUUCAUCUUCGUGUUUCACUGUAUUCUCAAUAAAAAGGUUCGGAAGGAGUAUGGACGGUUCAUUGAUUAUCCGAGGAGGCCUGUUUCAAGCGGGACUCAUUCAUCUAAAGGUUCACACCACAGUGGAUCAGGGCCAAACACAUCUUCCUAUCACAUGAAUGGGACCAGAAAACACUCCGGCGGCUUUGUAAGUCUCGGCAAGGACAGACGUUCUUCUUCGAGAUCAACUACAUCCGCUUAAGUUUAUUUGUGCAAUAUAUGAGUUCCUAUAUUCUUUAUAUAUAGACAAUUUCACAGAAAGAGUUGCUUUUGCUUAGUACUGAAACGGACUAUAAGCUUAGUGUACUGAAAAUAGACUAUAAGCUUAGUACUGAAAACAAACUAUAAGCUGAAUAUUGAAAACAGACUAUAAGCUUAGUACUGAAAACAGACUAUAAUCUUAGAACUAAACCCAGACUCUCAUAAAGAAGUGAGUGUUGAAAAUGCACGUUAUGCUAGUAUGUAGAGUUAUUGAUAAUGUUCUCGAAUUACUAAGGUACAUGUAAUCAAAUUCGUGUGUGCGUAAAGACUUUGUCAUGUGAUAUGUGUGCUGGACUUCGAAGCAGGCGAUACUGUGUGGAAUUUUUGUGUCAGUUUUGGCUUUUGAUGUUGUUUGUGCCUUUGUUUUACAUACAGUUUUCGUUUAAGGAAACUUAAGUCAAGACAUAGUGAUAAUAGUGUGGUGACGAGAAACCAGAUAUUUGACAGUUAAGUUAGGGUGAAGUAUGUCUGAGCAUGUGAUUCCGCAUGACUAGUACCAAUUUUUAUCAUAAAAAGUGUUAUUUUCAAACGGCGAUAUAAUUUGAAACUUGACUUUCAAAGAAAUACGUUAUUGGCUAAAAUAAGGUCCGCAUAACUAUGAAGAAAGCCGCUAUCUACAUAAUUUUGAAGGAGCACACUUCUAGUGUACAUCAUAAUGUCAUUUUAAACAGAUGCGCAAAAAUUAAUGCUACAUGAUUCCUUUUAUUAAUCGCCGGUCAAUAGUUUGUGCUAUAUGACCCGUCUAUAUUCAACGCUGUUGCCCGCGGCUAAAGGAAACAAACAUUUGCAACACGGCCUGCUGUAAAACUCUAGCAAAUGAUUAUUUUGAGCUUUCUGUUUUGUUGGUGCUAUUCUGUUUGUAUUAUUAUGUAUUGUUUAGUGUUAAGAUUGACUUGCCACAUUGAAACUUUGUAUAAAUGUUUUUCUAAUCCAUGACGAAUCGUGCCAAAUACUAUUUGAUAUGUUUGACUUUACAUUAUUCGUAAGGUGGAUGUUUAUUUAAAACGCUGUUAGAAUAUACUGUAAAAUGGACCAGAUAAUGUCAUUGCUUUAUCAUAUUUCAGGGUCCACUUGUACGUUUAAAUUGUAACCUUUUGUCUCCAUUUUUUUUUAAAUUUCAAUGACUCGAAUCUCACUUGCAUGUACUUGUUCCAUUUUAGUUUACAUUUAUUUACAUAGUGUUCAUAAAGACCAAUCCGAUAAAAUAUUCUAUACAUAAGUGUUGCUUAAUCUUUGUCAUUUCAGAAAUUUAAUCUUUACCCUGCUAAUUUUUUUAAAUGGACUAGGCCAUCAUUCAAUUAGGGGAGUGCCAUUUAGUAUUCAAAGGGGUGUUCACUGAAAAUUUACUGACUUAAUAGCGAAUAGUGCAGACCAUGAUCAGUCCGACCUUGAACUGCACUGGUCGCAAAGGCAGAAUCACUUGCCGCCAGCAGGCUAAAGGUUAAAGGUGCUGAUACGUUCUGAAGUCAAAUACCUCCGAUUAUCUACAGCUAGUCAGGAUAAAUAUUAGAGCUUUAUGAUUUGUUAAAUACCUCAUUCAUUUUCGGCUUCAUCCUGCAUUUCGUCAUCAUCGUCUGUAAUUUAGCCGCACCAUGAGAAAACCAACACAGUGCAUUUGCGACCAGCAAUCAGGAUCCAUACUGUUCGCUAACGGUUUCUCUAAUUGCAAUAGGAUUUGAAAGCGAACAGCAUGGAUCCUGACCAGACGCGCAGGCUGGUCCGGAUCCAUGCUUGUCGCAAAUGCACUAUGUUGGUUUUCUCAUGGUGCGGCUCAAUUCAUUACAAUUUGUAGCUUAUCUGAUGUUUACAACUUCAUUAAAACAUUCGUCUGACGUUCGGAAUUCCUUUUGUAUCAUAAAGUUGGAACUGAAAAUACAAUCAAAAGUAGAAAACAAGACGUACUCGUAAAUCAUUCCUGUAUACAACAUUUUAAAAUCAGUUUCUAUUAUCGGCGAAGAGUAUAGCUUAACUGAAUGAACAAUCGCUUAUAUAUAAGAAAUGAUAUAACACGUUUAAGUUAAUAAUGUGUUUAAAGAAGUAUUCAUAACGCUUUAACUUGUCAUAGGAUUGUUUGCUUUAAAUUCAAUGUUUUUAUGUAACCGAAAGUCACUAAAUGUCAGUAUCGCAGUCAUUUUUUAAGAAAAACUAUUUUGUAAAAUAAAUUUAGAUUGCC